UCUUGCAUUCUCUGCCUUGCCUCGCUGCUGCGUGCCAAAACAAACGCGGGAGCUGCAGAGAGUUCGUUUGCCGGUACUUUUUUAAUAUUUCAGACUUCAGAAGAAGUUUGAGUCGGCUGUCUAGAUACCAAGCUAAAUAGUUAUUUAUUCACCAUGGCGGCAUCCAUGCCAAUCAACCCCAAACCUUUCCUGAACAGUUUGACUGGAAAACCAGUAAUGGUGAAGCUGAAGUGGGGGCAAGAAUAUAGAGGUUAUCUCGUAUCUGUAGAUGGUUAUAUGAACCUUCAACUGGCCAACACUGAAGAAUUUGUGGAAGGAAACUGUACAGGAACUCUAGGGGAAGUGCUUGUAAGAUGUAAUAAUGUAUUGUACAUCAGAGGUGUCGAAGAAGAGGAAGAGGACGGUGAAAUGAAGGAUUAGAAGGAGGUUAUGUUGACUGGUUCGGGCAGUCUUUAUCACAUACAUUUUUUUUAGUGAUGAUUCCAAGCAAGAAGCACCGAAGUGAAGCUGCAGAUCUUAUGAAGCAUCAUUCAUUUCUUUUCAUUAUCUCAUCCAGAGUUCCAGUUUUUCUAUUCAGUUGGUGUACAUUUGUGUGUUAUUUGUUCACCAAUUUCUCUCAUAUUAUCGGAUCAUUUAUAAUUGUGAACUACUAGAUAUUUCCUUGGUUACUUUGGUUAUUUGCCAUGUUCUGAAUGUGAACAUUCCAAUCACCUUUAUAGGCAAAGCAUUGUUUUUAAUUUAUUUCCAGUUUGUUUCGUAUACUUGUACUCAUUAAAGCUGAAAGGUUCCAGAACUUUGUCGACUUGGUUGUUACUUGAUUUUAUUGCCAUACAUUAGUCAGUACAUCUUAUAUCACUGAUACUACUUAACACACUGUUUAAGUGAAAGAACUAUUAUAACUGUAAUAAAAAGUUAAACUCA
Molecule: messenger RNA, 921 nt
Organism: Frankliniella occidentalis (western flower thrips)
Lineage: Eukaryota; Metazoa; Arthropoda; Insecta; Thysanoptera; Thripidae
Gene: SmF
Product: small nuclear ribonucleoprotein F
Exons: 1
Coding region: 154-420 (88 amino acids)
Biological process (GO): spliceosomal snRNP assembly; mRNA splicing, via spliceosome
Cellular component (GO): catalytic step 2 spliceosome; U1 snRNP
Molecular function (GO): RNA binding
Source: RefSeq, a predicted model, not a curated record